Asterias rubens (European starfish) is the source of this 2879-nucleotide messenger RNA. RefSeq lists its product as uncharacterized. The transcript has 13 exons. The record is from RefSeq and is a predicted model, not a curated record. Bases 115 to 2853 code for a protein of 912 amino acids. NCBI's taxonomy places the organism in Eukaryota, Metazoa, Echinodermata, Asteroidea, Forcipulatida, Asteriidae. Gene Ontology annotation, biological process: signal transduction.
AACGUCCGCAGCGUUUUGUAAUAUUUGUAUAGCAACAAUCAUGUCAAACGUGUGAAGUGAGCUCUCCAAAGAGAACAUCUUUAGAAUAGCAAGUCAUCUUAGCAGUGUGUGACAAUGGCAGGAUUCUUGGUCAAAGACACGCUAACCGUGCUGACACAGACUGGGGAGUGCAACAUCCAACUGUGUCUUGGUGACAUCACUAAACUGAAACAUAAAGACAAAGUGGACGUUAUUCUCAUCUCAGCUUUCCAAUCUGAUUACACCCCGAGCGUAUCGUCUGUGAUUGGUGCUUUGCUUCGUAAUCUGAAGAUCAGCGUUCGGGUUCUAGCCAGGGACAAGGAGGAGGAUCUGAGGCAGUUUUAUCAUUGCUGGUGGUCCAAGCCUCUCCCAGAGGACAAACCUUACCAGAGAUUGCUCUGCUUUGAAACAAAAACAUUUGGAUCAAGGCGUCCACAGGAGUUGGUCGGUGAUGUUUUUAGAUGUCUGGUACCCAUACUUAACAACCAAGAUGGCACAGUGAUUACUCCAAUGUUGAACACAGGGGACCAGGGUUACGGGAGAGUUGUCAUGCUGAAGGGAAUGGUAGAAGCGGCAGUCAAUUGGAUGAAAGCUGGGCUCCCUCUCCGUAAACUCAUGAUUGUCCUGUAUUGCCGUGGUGAUGAUGAUGCUGCGAUGGAGGCAUCUGGUGCUAAGCAGUUCAGUCAUGUCUUCAAGCAGUUUGCUGAUCUUAAAGACCAGUACAUGAUGAAGGACUUGACACCUAAGGAAGUUACAAUAAACUUUGAUGUCUACCUGUCCUUCAGCAUAGACGACAAGGAAUUUGCCUCUGUCAUCACAGACAAGCUCCUCUUGAAUAAGUCUGACAUCCGCAUCUUUGACAGCAGUCAGAAGAUGAUCUGUGAGGAUGUUUGGCAGGAAGAGAUGUAUGACGUGAUGAUGCACAGUGCCAGCGUCAUUACAGUGCUGACGCCUAAUUACCUUCAAAGCACAUCUUGCAUAGAGCAGUACAACAUUGCUCUCUGCUGUUCAAGAAAUGCAAACAGGAAUAUGCUGGCACCAUUCUACAUAAAGGAGAGUAGCCUCCCUACGUACAUGACCCAAGUGCAAUAUGUGGACUGCAGGACCAGUAGUGUGGACCGCAUCGGCGAUGCAUGCCACCAGAUUGUUUUGUCCUUCAGUGUCACCUUGAAGGCUAAACCUUUGAUAGACCCAACCAUCCAGUACGACAUCUUCAUUUCCUACUCUCAUAGCGACUCGGAGAGGGCAAAUCACAUUGUGAAGUACUUAAAGGCUCUCAACCCAGACCUUAGACUGUUCUUUGAUAUGCAGGAAUUGAAAACAGGUAGCGCGUGGCAGCGUAUGUUGUAUCAUUCCAUAGAUGGUUCUCGUGUCAUGUUGUCCUUGGUAUCUAAUAAAUACUUGAGCUCAGCGGUAUGUCAAGAGGAGUACAAUUUAGCUUUGGCUAAACACUGCUCUGAGGAUUCUACCCUCAAGUUGAUCCCUCUGUGCAUUGAAGAUAUCUUUGGGGUUACUCCUGAUUUCACCAAGGUCAAGAUGGUGAAUGCUAAAGGUGAUAACUUCCUUCAGGCAGCAGAUACAACCUGUUCAGCAGUCGUUGAUUGGCUGGCUGGGAAGAAGGUUGAGUCAGACCUGAAGGCAGUGUUUGACAAAACUGAGGACUUGAUACUUGAUGUGGACACAGUUUUGGAAAGCAUGCGCCGUCUUCGUUUCCAAGAGAAGUAUGGUGACAAACGGAAUCUGAUUAAGAAAGAGCUGAAAUUUCCAACGCAUCUUCUUGACUCUUUGCCAAACAGCCUUGAGAUUGCUAGUGAUAAAGACGACGAUGCUAGUAAGUGCGAUGUUGCAUUCAGCUACGCUAAGGAGGAUACAAAAUAUGCCAUCUAUCUCGCUGAGAAGUUUGGUCUGGUUUCCGAUCUCGUGGUCAACACCCAACCCUCAUCUGACCUUGAACGACUCUCUCUCAUCGAUCAAGCCAAACACAUCAUCGUCAUCCUAUCCCCACAUUACAUUGACUCUCUGGGGAAAUGUGAAGAGUUCAACAUAGCCCUGUCUCGUCAGCGAAUGGUUUCUAGACGGAUUUUAUUUCCAGUGCAAGUCCACGUUCUUCCACAACGACCCACGUACUUUCGACUGGUACAGUCUGAUUUCAAUUCAGCAGACAAAAUGUGGCCCGAGUUGUGCAAUUCACACAGGAUGACAAUUGGCCCCACCUUAGAUGUGCUUGACUCACACCAUUUUGAUAUCUUUGCACCUACUAAGUUUGCUCUUCAUGUUGCAGCUUUGGAGAUAUUAGAGGAGAUUAAGACACAGAGAUUAACUCCUGAAUCAACAAGUGGUGUCAAGCCAUCGUCGACUCUCAGAAACAUAUUGGCAAUCAAGGGAGAAACAGAUCAAGCUUUUGGGGAAGGAAGUACAGAUUCUGUAGGAGAGUAUCUACUGUCAUUGCACUUCCAAGUAAACAACAGCGGACAGCUACCUUCACAAGUUGACCCUGUGAAGCAGCCACCUUCAGAGAACUUCUCAGUGAAAGAGGAACAUUCAAAUGGUCAUACAACAUCUAAUAAUAACUCGGCUCAAAAUAAACUGGAUGGAAGUGGUUCUAACCAGUCAGUCCAUUGUACAGAGGAACUGGUUUUGACUGGUUCACAACCUUCCAACCACCCGAGGGCAGCUAAACCAAGUGCUGAUAAUGGUAUUCAGAUUGAACCAGAACCGGUUGCUGAGGGGAGUUCAAUCGAGCAAGGUAAAGCAGCUGAUACCAGUUCAAACCAGUCAGCUGGACAAGAACAAAAUGAUCAAAGGAAAGGUAGCGUGUCGUGCCUUGUUCUGUGAAGUCCAGAACUCUUAGUAUCAGAGAA